UUCAUCACUUCCACUACCACUCCACAAAACACUUCCAUUACAUUACGCAGCCUAUUAGCAUCAAUUCAUCCAUCGGAUAUUUCUCUUCUGCAGAACCCUACCCCCACCCCAGCAGCCAUUCUUCAAUGGCGAAUUCUCAGAGACGGCCGGCGGCAUUGGAUCCCGUAUACUAUCCGGUGGUAGCAUUGGCGUUAAUCCUUGUUGCAUGUGUUGACUUCUGCGACGCCGUCACGGUCGUCGACGUUUAUCGCCUGGUUCAGUAUGAUCUCUCCGGUGUCCCUUUCGGAUCUCGGCUUGCUACUCUCAAUCACCACGCCGGCUCCUCGUUCUUCGCUUCUAGCUCAACUGUAGAUCUCUCUCGCACUGUACUCAUGCUUCCUGUUCGUGAAUUGGACCUCGAUCUCAUUAAAGAAUACAUUGGACAGGGCAAGCUAUUAGGGGGCUUACUUCUUUUACUGCCACCUCAAUUUAGUCCAGAAAAAGUAGAGACUGCAGUUGGUCGUGAUGAAGAUUUUGACCUUCUGAGAAAUAAAGUGUCUGAGCUGGAACGGUUGCUUAUUCAUGCUAACAUUCCUUAUCCUGUGUAUUUUGCUUUUGAGGAUGAUAAUAUCAAUGCUGUACUAGCUGAAGUCAAGAGAAAUGAUGCUAGUGGUCAACCUGCAACUGCUACAACAGGCGGAUACAAGCUUGUUGUUGCUGCCUCAGAUCCUAAGAAAAUUGCAUCUCCCACCAUUACAAAUAUUCAGGGAUGGUUACCAGGGCUUAAACCUGAUGGAGACUCAAGUCAACUCCCUACUAUUGCCAUAGUGGCUUCGUAUGACACGUUUGGGGCUGCACCGGCAUUGUCAGUUGGAAGUGAUAGCAAUGGAAGUGGUGUUGUGGCACUUCUUGAGAUAGCUAGGCUGUUUUCUGUUCUGUAUUCAAAUCCUAAAACAAGGGGUAGAUAUAACUUACUUUUUGGAUUGACGUCUGGUGGGCCUUAUAACUUCAACGGAACUCAGAAGUGGCUUCGAAGUUUUGACCAACGUCUACGGGAGAGUAUCGACUAUGCCAUUUGCUUGAAUAGUCUUGGCUCCUUGGGCAAUGAGUUACAUCUUCAUGUUUCUAAACCUCCUGAAAACACAUACAUACAACAAAUAUUUCAGGGUUUCUCCAGUGUAGCAGAAGAAUCGGGGCUUCAAGUUGGUCUUAAGCACAAAAAAAUAAACAUCUCCAGUCCUCGAGUAGCCUGGGAGCAUGAGCAGUUUUCAAGGCUGCGAGUCACUGCAGCAACAAUUUCUGAGCUUUCUACUGCACCUGAAUUGUUAGAAGGCACUGGAAGUUUGUCUGAUAACAGACAUUCUGUUAGUGAAGCCUCCAUCAUUCGAAGUGUCAAGCUUGUUGCUGAAAGUGUAGCAAGACAUAUAUACAGCCAGGAAGGAAAAGGCACAAAUAUAUUUGCAGACGAUGGUAGUUUAGCUGUCAAUCCUUCCUAUGUACGGUCCUGGCUGGAUCUUUUGUCUACUACCUCUCGAGUGGCACCUUUUCUUUCAAAGAGUGACCCACUUAUCAUGGCACUGCAAAAGGAAUUAGCUGAUCAUACUGCUGAGGUGAAUGUACAGCAUGAGACGCUAGAUGAGACUUUCACUUUUUAUGAUUCAAUUAGUGGCAGGUUACAUGUAUAUCAGGUUGCGAGCGUGACUUUUGACUUGCUCUUGCUGUUAGUUCUUGGAUCAUACUUGAUAACACUUUUCAGUUUUCUCGUUAUCACCACCAGGGGUCUUGACGAUCUUAUCAGUCUAUUCCGACGUCCUCCAUCCCGGAAAGUGAAAGCUGUGUGAUUUCUUGAGGUGGGAUAUGUUCACACUUGAGGUCUCCAGUAAACUAUGGAUUGCUCACCAUUGAUCUGUAGUUUAACGUGUCGUUAUUUAGAAGCUUUCGACGAAGUUCCAUGGGAGAAACUCCACAUAUUUUACUUUGGUAGUGUGACUACAUGCAUAGUUAUAAAUUUUUUGCUUAGUUACAAAUGUAAUUUCCAUAACAUGCUACUUAGAGAUGUUAACUUCGAGCUUCAUAUUAAUUUGCCGGCAGUUAUCACAUUGAUUUGCAGACAGUUAACCAUUGAAACUAUCGAAGAAUAAGUUGUUUUCAAUUUGUAUAUGGAGAUGAUAUUAUUAAUUAAUAUCAAGUAAAGACACUUUUAGUUA
This is a messenger RNA of Solanum pennellii, 2186 nucleotides long. Its product is annotated as nicalin-1-like. Gene Ontology annotation, biological process: regulation of signal transduction. NCBI's taxonomy places the organism in Eukaryota, Viridiplantae, Streptophyta, Magnoliopsida, Solanales, Solanaceae. The transcript is spliced from 14 exons. Bases 126 to 1820 code for a protein of 564 amino acids. Gene Ontology annotation, cellular component: endoplasmic reticulum membrane. The record is from RefSeq and is a predicted model, not a curated record.